Linepithema humile (Argentine ant) is the source of this 2973-nucleotide messenger RNA. The record is from RefSeq and is a predicted model, not a curated record. Lineage: Eukaryota; Metazoa; Arthropoda; Insecta; Hymenoptera; Formicidae.
UCCACCCUCAGUGGGAAAAAUGUGCUUCCGCGCUACGUGAUAUUGCGAACGCGAUCAUCAGGAUUCGUGCACCUUCAAUUGUGCUGUGCCAUCACCAGUGCGCUCGGACGCCGCGGAUAGAUGUUCUACCGCAGCGCGCACUCUCAUUGGUCGUCGCGCGUAUUCGUGCAAUCGGAUCGACAUUCAACGCAAGUAAAUCUGACCUCCUCCUCCUCCCUCCUCGUCUCGCCGUCGUGCCUGUCGUCGUGAGGGUCCUCGCGCGCGCAGUACAUUCACCGAAUUUCACCGUGACCGACCCCCGUGGGGGGCAAAGCCUCGCGCUAUCGCCGCGAUCGCUACCGCCACCACUGCCUCGUUUCUGUCUCUCGCAGCAGCGCCGUCAACAACAACGGGGAAAGCGACGACGACGACGACAAGCGCGAGCGCAGCGCCGCCGCCAUCAGCGCGACCGCCAUCGUAACGAGGUGCGCUAUUCCGUUCACCGCGACUAGGCCGCGAAGAAAUGUCCGUAGGUCCGAGAUCGAUCAGUCCGAGUUCCCGUACGACGAGCAUGGAGGUAGUGGUGACGCCGUCGUGCCUGUAACGCGAGCGAGCGAGCGACCAGCACGACGCGUAUCCGUCGCCGCGCGCGAACCGAGCAUCGCCAACUCCACCACGCUCACGAACGGGUCAGCUGCUGCUGCUGCUGUUCCGUGCUGCCUCCGCUAGUUUGUUGGUGUGUGCAUUAGUCGCCUCGCUGCUGCCGCCGCAGCCGUGCGAUCGUGAUUAUUUUCUAUUCGAGGGGCGUCGCACGGACUUUCCACGUACGAUGGAGCUGCGUGUUGGUAACAAGUACCGGCUCGGACGGAAAAUCGGGAGCGGCUCCUUCGGCGACAUUUACCUAGGUACCAAUAUUUCCACGGGCGAGGAAGUCGCCAUCAAGUUAGAAUGCAUAAAGACGCGACAUCCGCAGCUGCAUAUAGAGUCCAAGUUUUACAAGAUGAUGCAAGGAGGCGUUGGAAUACCUACUAUAAAGUGGUGUGGUUCGGAAGGUGACUAUAAUGUGAUGGUGAUGGAAUUACUCGGACCAUCACUGGAGGACUUAUUUAAUUUUUGUUCAAGACGUUUUACUCUGAAAACAGUGCUGCUCCUUGCUGAUCAAUUGAUAAGUAGAACAGAUUACAUUCACAGUCGCAACUUCAUUCAUCGUGAUAUUAAGCCGGACAACUUUCUGAUGGGUCUGGGAAAAAAGGGAAACCUAGUUUACAUCAUAGAUUUUGGACUGGCCAAGAAGUAUCGUGAUGGGCGCACACACAAGCAUAUACCUUAUCGAGAAAACAAGAAUCUGACGGGGACGGCCAGAUACGCGAGUAUAAACACACACUUGGGGAUUGAGCAGUCACGGCGGGACGAUCUUGAAUCUCUGGGCUAUGUCCUCAUGUACUUCAAUAGGGGUAGUUUACCUUGGCAGGGAUUGAAAGCAGCGACUAAGAGGCAAAAGUAUGAACGCAUUUCCGAGAAGAAAAUGUCCACUCCUGUAGAAGAACUCUGCAAGGGUUAUCCCGUUGAGUUCGCGUCGUAUCUAAGAUAUUGUCGAGACUUACGUUUCGAGGAGAGGCCGGAUUACUCGCAUCUCCGACAGCUUUUCCGAACGCUGUUCCACGGUCAGGGCUUCACCUACGACUACGUCUUCGACUGGAAUAUGUUGAAGUUCGGUAACGCGAGACAACCGACAUUACCCUCCGCGCAGCAAGCGCCCAUGCACUCGCAGCCGUCUAACGCGGCGCUGCCUUCCGGGACCAACAACGAUCAAGAACAUCGAUCAAGGCCCUACACGCGGCAAUGUUUGCCGAACGCGUCCGUAGCGACGGUGGGCCCGACGCUUGGACCGAACGCAAGUCUGCGAGCAAUCCGGCAGAAACGCGAGAUGGAGACUCGUGGCGACCAGGACAAUCAGGACAAGAGUGAUCUUCAAGCAUCGGGUGCGGGUGGCCAAGAACGAAGAGUCAGCAUGCGGUUGCACCGUAGAGACGCGCUUCUAGCCGCUGCAGGAGAAAUGCAACCCAAGUCCAAGAAGCGCCAAUGCGACGGCAAUCGCACCAUCCACCCUGUUGGUCAGGCGGGCAAGCGUGCAACACAACAAGUGAAUCAGCAGCAGCAAUAGCGGAAUUAUCAUCAUCAUCAUCAUUAUCGUAACCAAUAGCGUCAUUUGUCAGAAGCGGCUAUCAGCGACUAUCGCCGUUGGCAAGACACGUUAUCGCCUGCCGCGAACCGGAAGUGAACUCGCGUGUGGUGUUGCGCGAUCAUCCGGCGAACGGUGACACGAUGCGACACGAUUUUUCAUGUGACACGGGACCGCGUGGACAGAUCAGUGAUAAUGCUCGCCCGUGUGCAUGAUGGUGCCUACGUUACGAUGUUCGCGCGAUGAAUCGCAAGAGUCAUUGAAAAACGAUUGAAAGCGCCUCUUCGUACCGCGUGGACGAUGAUAAUAAGGAGAUACAUCGUUUGUUCUCGCAGUACUCUUAAAGAAACAGAAUAUGCGUUGUGGGGAACUGUGACAAAACAAGGUUGAGUAUGUCCACCGCGUCUUCGAGAUCUCAUCGCAGCGCGCAAGACUCUCAAGAGAAUUACACUUGCUCGAGUCAGUUUUAUCAGAAUGACUUGGAUCUACGUUACUCGAUACGAAUGUCAGUUUGCAAAAUGUUCCCGACAUUGUUGACGAAUACAUUUUCCAGUCUAGAAUUCACACCAAUCGAACACAAGUCUGAAACAAUUUCUGAUCAAAUGGAUUCAUGCGAGUGUAAUUCGUCGGAGAAUCUGUCCGGACCAGAACUCGUAUCGAUCGACAGAGAUUAACAACGCUUAAGAAUCGUCGAGCCCAUCGUGUCGUGAUCGUUUUCUUCUCAUUUCUUUUACGACGAAUCGCAAAUGUACAGUACGCGACUUCGAUGAUGGAUUCUCGCAGUUGCUCGUAAAUACAUAAUAUGAAUACUU